UGAAAACAUGUCCCGCGUUUAGAAAAGUGCAUCUUAUUUUUACGGUUUCCAAACGUUUUACUGAAUUUUAAAACCUGUCGGCCGUUAGUACGCGACUCCUUCGGAAUGUCCGAAGAACCGCAACCAUCAUCGUCGUGCACCCGAUCGGUCUGUCCGGUGUGCGACAAGCUGUUCCCGAUGUCGGACAUCGAGGCGCACGUUGAUCGUUGUUUGUUUUUGAACGAUUCGACGGCGCCCCAAUCAACGACCAACGGGACGACGGUGGAUGGGAGUGUUGCCACGGCCGGAAGAGAAUCCAAGCGAAGCUUCAGCAUUUUUAACAAAACGUCGCCGAACGUCGGAAGUGCUAAGCGGGCCAGACGAGGAGAGGAUAGGAAUAGUAACGGUGGACAUGUGAACGAGGAGGAUAUCGAACGGACGGUGAUUGAUUUGUCGGACGAAGAGAAGGAAAAAGAGCGGGAACAGAGUAAACGUGAGAAGGCCAAAGCGAAAGCGGCGGAGGAUGAUGGAGGAAGUGUUCCCCUGGCGGAGAAAAUGCGACCGAACGAGCUGGGCGAUUACAUCGGUCAGGAGCAGAUAAUUGGAAAGAAUACGGUUUUGAGGACGCUGUUUGAGAAGAAUACCAUUCCAAGUAUGAUCCUGUGGGGUCCUCCGGGGUGUGGCAAGACGACCUUGGCUCACAUUAUUGCGACCCACUGCAAGAAGCACGAGACCAUGCGAUUCGUUAAAUUGUCCGCCACAAUGAGCGGAGUGAACGACGUUAAGGAAGCAGUCAAAGUGGCCAAAAACGACAUUGCAUUCAAACGGAAGACGAUUAUGUUCAUGGAUGAGAUUCAUCGGUUCAACAAGCUGCAGCAGGACAUCUUCCUGCCGCACGUUGAAAGCGGUACCAUUACGCUGAUCGGGGCCACGACGGAGAAUCCGUCGUUCAGCUUGAACUCGGCCCUGCUGAGCCGCUGUCGGGUGAUUGUGCUGGAGAAGUUGGGCGUGGAAGCGGUGAUGAAGAUUCUGGAGCGGGCGCUUCCGCAGUACAAGACGAUCAUGUUUGAGAACAACAAUAAAGUACCGGACAUCCGGAGUCUGCCGUUCGUUCCACGGAUGAUGAUCAGCGCCGAGAGCAUUCGCUGGCUGGCGGAAAUUUGCGACGGUGAUGCUCGGAUUGCGCUGAACAGUCUUCAGCUGGCGCUGAAUACGGUUGCGGCUCAGCAAGAGGAAGAGAAUUCCGCUUUGAAACGGAUCUCGCUGGAUGAAAUCAAAGAGGGAAUUAAGAAAUCCCACAUGCUGUACGACCGCAAAGGAGACCAGCACUACGAAUUGAUCUCGGCUUUGCAUAAAUCGAUCCGCGCCUCGGACGACAACGCAGCCCUCUACUGGUGCUCCCGGAUGUUGGUCUCCGGAGAGGAUCCACGCUAUCUGGUUCGACGGAUGAUCCGAAUGGCCAGUGAAGACAUCGGCUUGGCCGACACCAACGCCCUGACGGUGGCCACUUCAACCCUGAACGCUGUACAAGCCGUCGGAAUGCCCGAAGCGGACUGCAUCAUUGCGCACUGUGCCGUUUAUCUGGCCCGAGCACCCAAAAGCCGCGAAGUGUACAACGCUUUCAACCGGUGCAAGGCAUCGAUCGCGCAACACAAAGGACCCAUGCCGAGUGUCCCGCUGCAUCUGCGGAACGCCUCGACCAAACUGAUGAAGAGCCUCAACUACGGAGCGGGGUACAACCUGCUACACAAGGACGAAUCCGGACUGCGAUACAUGCCGGAGGAGCUGAAGGAUGAGCAUUACUUUUCCGAAUAACAGUGGAUUUUGUGAUAAUUUUCUUUGAGAACUAUGUUGAAUUUGAAUUAAAAACGUCAUAUUAGUUAAGAAA
This is a messenger RNA of Aedes albopictus (Asian tiger mosquito), 1867 nucleotides long. RefSeq names its product ATPase WRNIP1. Lineage: Eukaryota; Metazoa; Arthropoda; Insecta; Diptera; Culicidae. Gene Ontology annotation, biological process: DNA synthesis involved in DNA repair; DNA-templated DNA replication. Gene Ontology annotation, cellular component: nucleus. The record is from RefSeq and is a predicted model, not a curated record. The transcript has 2 exons. Gene Ontology annotation, molecular function: ATP binding; single-stranded DNA helicase activity; enzyme activator activity. The coding region runs from base 106 to 1794 and encodes 562 amino acids.